This is a messenger RNA of Etheostoma spectabile (orangethroat darter), 1459 nucleotides long. RefSeq names its product zinc finger protein 182-like. Gene Ontology annotation, molecular function: DNA-binding transcription factor activity, RNA polymerase II-specific. NCBI's taxonomy places the organism in Eukaryota, Metazoa, Chordata, Actinopteri, Perciformes, Percidae. Gene Ontology annotation, cellular component: nucleus. Bases 133 to 1239 code for a protein of 368 amino acids. The record is from RefSeq and is a predicted model, not a curated record. The transcript has 2 exons. Gene Ontology annotation, biological process: regulation of transcription by RNA polymerase II.
AUCGUCUGAGAUUGCUUUUUUCUCUCGCGAUAUGUGGCCACGCAGUGAGCAGCCCGUCUUCUGUCACCCCAGCCCGGGAGGAGGAUCCAGGGAACACUCAGACAGACUGGUGGUCUUCUGUCAUCAGCGGAAAUGUUCAAAACAGAGAAACUAAAAGCUUUGGUCAAUGAGCGACUGAAAGCCGCCGCUGAGGACAUAUUCAUCAUCUUUGAAACAACUAUUAAAGACUAUGAGGAGAUAGUUUUUCGUUCAAAACAGGAGGUCGACCACCAACAACAAAGAAGGCUGGCCGGGUGGAAAGCCCCCCUGCAGCUCUUUGUCCAGGAAGAGGACGCUCCCUCGGAGCAGUAUCACUGUGAUGACCAGGAGCCCCCGCAGAUUAAAGAAGAGCAGGUUGAGGAACUGUGGACCACUCAGGCAGGGGAAAAGCAGCAAGAAGCGGUUGAUACAAAAGAUGCUAUGUUCAAUAUAAUUUAUGUGCAAAGGAAUGAUGGCGAUGGAAAACAGUUUCCACAUCGAAACCAAGAAGUUGAAAAUAAAGACGACAAUUUGCCCAGCAGCUCAUGUGAACAGUUGAAAGCCGAACCUGAUGAAGAAGGCUGUGGUGCAUCAGCGCCAACCAGUGACUGUCAGAUGAGUGAAGUUAGUGACUAUGAAUGGAGAGACAGUGGAGGAUUUCACUCAGCUGUAAACAGGAAGAAACCACAGCAAGCUGAUGAGACAGCAGACAGGCCGUACACCUGCAGCAUGUGCAACAAGAAUUUUAGAAUUAAAUCCAUUCUGACUCGCCACAUGAAAACACACACAGGAGAGAAACCUUACAGUUGCGGUGUUUGCGGUAAAAGCUUCAUCCAGCGCUCAUAUCUGCAGACUCACAUGAACUCUCACUCCGGACAGAAACCGCACACGUGUAGUUUCUGUGGCAGAGGGUUCACACAAGUUGGAAACAUGAACGCCCACAUUCGAAUCCACACGGGAGAAAAGCCUCACAUCUGUACUGACUGUGGAAAAAGUUUUAGAGAGAAAGCGGAUCUCAUUAAGCACACAAUAAUUCACACUGGUGAGAAACCCUACAUUUGUAUUGUAUGUAAUAUGAAAUUCAGUGCUCAGUCUAAUUUAACACGCCACAAGAAGACUCAUUCAGGGGAUAGGCCAUAUAGUUGCACUGCUUGUGGGAAAAAAUUCAUUCGGCGCUCCCAUUUAAUUAUUCAUAUGAAGACUCACGCAGAGAAUCUCUAGACUGGAUAAAUUAUUAUAUUCGCUCUGUUAUUUAUUUGAUAAAUUCCUAGGUAGAAUGGACUAAGACAAUGUAUAAACACUUUUUGUAAAACCCAUUUUUUCUAUGAGUUGUUACUAUAUAGUUUAGCUGUAACAUACUCAGCAAGUUGUAAUAGUGUAUGUUUCAACAGGUGACAUUAAAUAAAGCAAGGGGGCGUUAGAAUGUCCUCAAAAAUAAUCA